Molecule: messenger RNA, 1524 nt
Organism: Priapulus caudatus
Lineage: Eukaryota; Metazoa; Priapulida; Priapulimorpha; Priapulimorphida; Priapulidae
Product: protein LCHN-like
Cellular component (GO): cytoplasm
Source: RefSeq, a predicted model, not a curated record
UGUGAUUGAGUGGUGCUUGCCUAUAAAUGACUUUAAUCUGGAUGGUUUGGAGUUCAAGGCCAUGGUCAGUGGUGGACACAGACUCCAUAGUGACUUUCUAUAUUUCAAAAAGGAUAAUCUCUAUGGCAUAAGCUGCUUCGAGAAUAUGCCUGUCGAAUCACAACUAGAAAGGGGUGCACGAAUGAAAUCUGUGGGUAUUCUCACGACGUCAUACAGAAAUCUGCACUGCCACAAGCCGUUUUUAGAAAUACAAGUGAGGAAACUUUUAGAGGAUCCAGGUAACUAUGACAUUCUUGAGGACUUCUAUGAGAAAAAGAAGGGUGUACUGCAUGAGCAAUCAGACAACAGUAGCAGCACAUAUCUCACUGCUGAUUCCACGAGAUCAUAUCCCAGUGCUACGGACGGUCAUUCUCAUCUGAAGUGUACUGUGCAAUGUGUCUGGUGGAGCAUGGCAUUGCUGGGCUGUCUGAGUCAUUGGUUCCUAUUCAGCCACUAUUCUAUGUGAAUGUGGCUGACAUUGAAUCCAUAGAGGAGGAAAUCUCCUACAUUGCUUGUACAACAGAAAAGAUAUUUGAAACAAAAACACGCUUGUUUGAUGUCUACAUUGACAAAGAGAAAUUACUUACGCAUUCACCGACACUGAAAAACAUCAACCAUGUCAACAGCUCUGACAGGAACAAAUUCAAGAAACUAAACAAAAUCAGCGUUGGGACUUCCAAAAAAACUGAGGAUGAUUCAUUCGAUGAUGAAGACACAUUUAUUGUGUUCUUCAGGGAGUUGAAUGAGCGAUUGUUUCGCACGUUGCUCGAGGCGUCUGCAUCACAUGACAGACGACUGACAGCCAAUCACAUGCGCAGCAUCGGACUCCACCCACGUGCAGACCGCGACUUCAUUUCACGCGUCGCCGAGACGUACAACAUCGAUGUAGUUCUGGCCACCGAGCACCCGUGCUGCCCCCUGCUGUUUGAUUGAAGAUACCUUUGAACGCUUGUGACAAGCUGUGAUGAGGUAAGACAUACUGCGUACGUGGUGUGCGAUUCCAUCUACUGUAUAGCUGGCACGUCAUUUACAUUCUGUAUAUAUAUACUGUGAACAACUGAAAAUAUACUGUGAUGGUACAGAUGCAUCGGUAUUGUAUGCUAUAUUGAUUAUAGAUGUAUAAAAAUGAAUGAAUUAGUGUUAUAUUAUUGGUGACAGUGCUUCCGUGCGAAUGUAUGGCCAACGUGGUAACCUUCAUUAUGUCGUUUUACCAAACCAUACAUGUGCGAACAAGGUGGGUGUAAGUUAGAAAUGCCUUAUUGGAAUCUGGUCACAAAGUUUAACGUAAACAUUGCGUAAUUAGGAGCUCGGCUCAUCGACAACAAUCUGUUUUAUGUUCAUGCGUUUUCGCCGAGAGACAGUUGCUUGUUAAGAUUUCUUAUACUAGUCAAUUGUAUCCCCCACGACAAAGUCGGCGGGGAUACUAUCAUUAUGGUUUCCUGUCUCCCCAGCCGCCGCCGCCGCUGCUCGGUCUGCCGCAGAGAA